CUGGUAUUAAACCGCUGUGCUAACUCCCAGACUGCUUUCCAGACACCUCCAACCCACACAGCCCUUCACCCCCGUUUAUUCAGUCCUGGAAAAGGAGUUCUGUCUGUCCUUAGGAUGAAGCUUUCACUGAACUGAGGGAAGAGGAAACAGCCCUGAAUCCUUGGAGGUCUGUCUGAAUUUGGGGCCCUGCACAAGUACAAGCCUGGUGGAAAAAAGUUAACUGCUCCUGCUCCCAGCAGGUCCUGCUCGGCUUGCAGCCUGGGGAAAACCUGUGAGCCUGAGUGGAAGUGCCUCGCCCAGACGUGCACACAUCCCUUUUAGGCAAGCCAGCUCCACGCCCUGGAUCAGAGAAUUACUCUAGCUGCACCAUGAGCCGAGUUCGAGAUGCUGGCUGCGUCGCCGCGGGGAUAGUGAUUGGAGCUAGUGCCUGGUACUGGUACAAAUAUGCCAGGGGAAGAAACCAGACAAAGAAGAGAAUGGCCAAGCCCAAGACCAGGGCUGUGGCUGGGACUGGAGCCAGGGCUAGAGCCGGACUAAGGGCCGGAUUCACCAUUGACCUGGGGCCGGGAUUCGGUCCUCCAACCCGAGUCCGCACUCGGGCAGAGGACAGGGCCCAGGAUGAAGCCUCUGCUCUGGACGCAGCUGGAGCUGAGGCAGUGGCCCCAGCUGCAUCCAGUGCUGAGGCUCAGAGUGGGGCCGGAAAUCAGGUCCAGGAGGCAGAAGGGGCAGGGGUUGGGCCUAGGGCCGAAACAGUCGCCGGGGCCACAGCGGCUUCCUCAAUGGCACCACCCCCCGGGGAGGCAGAGGCUUUCGUGGCUGCAGCGGCCCCCACAGUGGCGAGGGCCCACAAGCUGCCGGAAGCCCCUGGUACAGCAGAGGCUCCCGGGGCGCCCGCGCCUACCGAGGCGGCAGCACCUACAGAGGCUGCGGAGGCUCCUGUACCCGCAACCCCUCCUGCCGCGCCAGUGCCUUCUGGGGCAGCAGUGCCUUCCGGGGCUGCAGAGGCUCCUGGGACUUCAGGAUCCCCCAGAACAGCAGCACCCUCCAAGAAAGCGACCCCCGGGGCUCAUACCGGCGCUAUACCUAAAGCCGGGUCAGCGACUGGAGCUGUACCCAAAGGUGGAGCCAAGGGAACCGGGUCUUGGACUGGGGGCAAGGGCAAGGGCAAGAAAAACAAGGUGGAAGUAGAUGAAUUGGGGCUGGGCUUCCUCCCUGGGGAUGGGGCUGCAGCGGCUGCUGCAGCCUCUGCUAAUGGGGGACAGGCUUUCCUGGCAGAGGUCCCUGAUUCUGAGGAAGGGGAGUCCGGAUGGACUGACACAGAGUCGGAGUCAGACUCUGAGCCUGAAACCCAGCAAAGAGGGAGAGGGAGGAGACCUGUUCCCAUGCAGAAGCGCCCCUUUCCUUAUGAAAUAGAUGAGAUUCUCGGUGUCCGAGACGUCAGGAAAGUCCUUGCUUUGCUUCAGAAAUCGGAUGAUCCUUUCAUCCAACAGGUAGCUUUGCUCACUCUGAGCAACAAUGCCAAUUAUUCAUGCAACCAGGACACAAUUCGCAAAUGGAGAGGCCUCCCAAUUAUUGCAAACAUGAUCAACAAAACUGAUCCCCACAUUAAGGAAAAAGCCUUAAUGGCCAUGAAUAACCUGAGUGAGAACUAUGAAAAUCAGGGCCGACUUCAGGUAUACAUGAAUAAAGUGACGGAUGAUAUCAUGGCCUCCAAUUUGAACUCAGCAGUACAGGUAGUUGGACUAAAAUUUUUAACAAACAUGACUAUUACCAAUGACUACCAGCACCUGCUUGUCAACUCCAUUGCAAACUUUUUCCGUUUGCUAUCUCAGGGAGGUGGAAAAAUCAAGGUUGAGAUUUUGAAAAUACUUUCGAAUUUUGCUGAAAAUCCAGAUAUGUUAAAAAAACUGCUCAGCACCCAAGUGCCAUCAUCCUUUAGUUCCCUUUAUAAUUCUUAUGUGGAAUCAGAAAUUCUUAUUAAUGCCCUUACUCUGUUUGAGAUCAUCUAUGACAAUCUCAGAGCAGAAGUAUUCAACUACAGAGAAUUCAAUAAAGGUUCCCUUUUUUACUUAUGCACUACAUCUGGAGUGUGCGUUAAGAAAAUUCGAGACUUAGCCGAUCACCAUGACCUCUUGGUAAAAGCGAAAGUUAUAAAACUAGUGGACAAAUUCUGA
This is a messenger RNA of Zalophus californianus (California sea lion), 2174 nucleotides long. RefSeq names its product armadillo repeat-containing X-linked protein 2-like. Gene Ontology annotation, cellular component: mitochondrion. The record is from RefSeq and is a predicted model, not a curated record. NCBI's taxonomy places the organism in Eukaryota, Metazoa, Chordata, Mammalia, Carnivora, Otariidae.